Messenger RNA from Mobula hypostoma (lesser devil ray), 2049 nucleotides. RefSeq lists its product as uncharacterized. The transcript is spliced from 10 exons. The record is from RefSeq and is a predicted model, not a curated record. The coding region runs from base 273 to 1166 and encodes 297 amino acids. Lineage: Eukaryota; Metazoa; Chordata; Chondrichthyes; Myliobatiformes; Myliobatidae.
UCGCGCCCACGCCCACCACCCGCACCCUGCAUGUAGACAUCAUAACAACCCCCAGCGCCCCACGCACCACGAGAAGGGCAGCGUCAGCCCGCGUCAAGCGGGAGAGUCCCAAAGCUGUCAGAGUCCUUGCAGAUUUAAUUCCAGAGAGCUGUCGUGCUGACUGCCAGCUCCUCAGACGAAUAGAAUUAGAGUAUGGUGGAAGGACCCGCCCUCGUGUCCAAGUGCGUUAUCAGAGAAAUGACCGAGCAGAAAGUGGGAGAAAUACGCGCAGGAUGGAGAAUCGGUGCAACGUGCAGUGUUAUGGUCGAGGAGAGAUGCAUGAGAAGAUUGUGAAGGAGCUGGACAUCUCCCAUUGUGAAGGGCCAGGAGUUCCCUGUGUCCUCUUUGUCUACAGAGUGUCUCGUGAAAUUCAGGAUAUUCAAAAUGCCCUUCACUGGGUCACAGGAGGAGGUUCGGUGCAGAAGGAAGAUAUUUGUGCCGUGAUUCUAUUGCAGAAAUCCACAGCUGUUGGAGAGGAGAAGAUGACAGAUCCAGGGUUAUUCCAUGAGGGAACUAAAGUUUUUCGGGUAUUCUGGGUGGAUUCCAGUAGCUGGUGGAGUAGAUCGAAGACGUACCAGUGCCCCACGGUGAUUCAGACUGUCAAACAGAGUCUCAUCGACAGGACCCAAUCCAGAGGAGGUUCCUGCUCCGGGUGGAGUGAAGAUCUGCAGGGUGGUAAGACCCUAUCAGUGCCAAAUGAACGAUCGGCUUCCUGGAGUUCUUCAAGCUGCAGUCCAGAGACGAAUGACAGUAGCUCGGAAAAGCUUAACUGUAACGUGCAGUGUUACGGUCGAGGAGACGUCCAUGAGAAGAUUGUGAAGGAGCUGGGUAUCUACCCAUGUGAAGGGCCAGGAGUUCCCUGUGUUCUGUUUGUCUACAGAGUGUCCCGUGAAAUUCAGGAUCUUCAGAAUGCUCUUCACUGGGUCACAGGAGGCGGAAGAGCGCGGAAGGAAGACAUUUGUGCCGUGAUUCUGUUGCAGAGAUCCCAAGAUGUGGGAGAGGGGAAGAUAAGGACCUUUUCAGAGUUAUUCCAUGAGGGAACAACAGUUCGUCGAGUACUUUGGAGAGAAACCAGCGAUAUUCUCAAAAGGAGGUCAGCUGACUGCCAGUGUCCAAAUACGAUUUAGGCCAUCAGACAGAGUCUCAGUGACAGAACCAGAUCCAGAGAACAUUCCUCCUCCGGGUCGAGCGAGGAUCCGGAGGGCAGUGAGACUCCCUCAUUGUGCAUUGAGCAACCAGAUCAUUUCACAUCUUCAACUGGCACACAAGAGAAGGGCAAAAAGUGCUCAGAGAAGCUUCAGUGUAACGUGCAGUGUUACGGUCGAGGAGACGUCCAUGAGAAGAUUGUGAAAGAGCUGAAUGUUUCCCAGUGUGAAGGGCCAGGAGUUCCCUGUGUUCUGUUUGUUUAUAAAGUGACUCAUGAAAAUCAUGAAAAUCAGGAUCUUCGAGAUGCCCUGCAGUGGGUCACAGGAGACGGGACAGUGCGGAAGGAAGAUAUUUGCUCCGUGAUUCUGUUGCAGAAAUCCGGAGAUUUUGGAGUAAAUAAGAUGACGACUGAUCCAGGGUUACUUCAUGAGGGAACCGAUGUUUUUCAGAUGUCUUGGACAGAAACGAGUGUCAUGUGGGCAAGUGCUGAUGAAGACCACGCUGUGAUUCAGACCAUCAGACAGAGUCUCGUCGACAAGACAAAAUCCAGAGGAGGGUCCUGUCCCGGAAGUCCUGCAGGGAAGGCCGGUGAUCACCUGACACACCCACCAUCUGGGGAAUCUGCUGCCCAGACCCAGCCUGAAAACUUGCUGCUCCCCUCGUCUGCCCUGACCUGCUCUGAACACAUCACUGAAUACAACCCAUCCGGUUCUGAGAAGCUCUGACUCCAGAAACAAACUGGAGACCCUCAUCCUGAACCAAUGGUGUUUGAUCACAGUUAUUGCACUGAAAAUGUCUUGUGUUCCCUGCUCAGACCCUCUGUCUGCCCCACUGAUGGUCAAUAAAAGAGUGAUAGUGAUGUGA